Molecule: messenger RNA, 846 nt
Organism: Pediculus humanus corporis (human body louse)
Lineage: Eukaryota; Metazoa; Arthropoda; Insecta; Psocodea; Pediculidae
Exons: 2
Coding region: 1-846 (281 amino acids)
Source: RefSeq, a predicted model, not a curated record
AUGGUUUACACUCCGAAAAAUAACGAUCAUCCUAAAAAGGAAAAAAAAAAGAAAAAACAAAAAAGAAAAUCAUCGACGGAUGAAACGACGAUGACGAUGACGUCGACAACCGCGACGACAACAACCACGACAACAGAUCAAGAACAAUCGACGCAAACGAUUCCACCGUCGGAAAAUUUAUUGAUGAAAAAAAAUCUUAUUUUACAAAAAUCUAAAACUCUCAUGGAUUUUCGUAGGAAAUCGAAAACGAUCGAUAAAUCAUCAUCGAUUCCGGAUUCAUCCGUGUUUCGUUUGGAAUGGAAUCAAUUAUCGUUUCGUAAGAAAAUCAAUAGGUUCAUACAAAAUUCGCCAUUGUUGACGAGAGGAAAUUAUUUGAAAAAUACUCAGAGUUUAAAAAGUAAUUUAAAUUUUUUAUCGGAUUCUUUGGAAAGUUUAAAAAUAGACGAAAAUAAAAUAUUGAACACUCCGACGAAUCCGAUUCCGUUCGAUUUAUCGAAACCCUCGUUUUCCAUGUUCGAGAAUCAAAAAGUUAAAAUGUUGAAAAAAUUCAAAUCGAAAAGGGGUGACGACCGAGACGAUUCCGUUAGGAUAUGUUGGAAAUGUAUGGAAGCGGAAGAAGUCGGAGAAGAAAAAACAAUCAAUAAAAAAUCAUCAUCAUUAUUAUUAUUAUCAGGAUUGAAAAAAGGUGGUAGCUUAUGGAAUUUAUCCCCUUUAUCACUGGAUAAGAUAACGGGUAAAAAAAUUAUUAAAAGAUCGGAAAGUCUUCAAUUAUCCUCGUCGACGUCGUCGUCGUCUGGAUUCUGGUCUAAAAUUCCAGUGAGUAUUUAUAUGAAAUUUUUUUUUUAA